Molecule: messenger RNA, 6898 nt
Organism: Zalophus californianus (California sea lion)
Lineage: Eukaryota; Metazoa; Chordata; Mammalia; Carnivora; Otariidae
Gene: KAZN
Product: kazrin, periplakin interacting protein
Exons: 19
Coding region: 842-3463 (873 amino acids)
Molecular function (GO): protein binding
Source: RefSeq, a predicted model, not a curated record
GGGCAGGGUGAGCGCAGUGCCCGCAGGUGGCCUGGGAGAGAGCAGGAGCGCGCUCACACCACGUUUCCGACAGGCCUUUGCACAGACUGAUCCCUCUGCCUGCGCUCUGCGAGGAGAGGGACGUGGGAAGGGAAAGGCAUCGGGAGUGAAGGAUGAGCCGGGGACACCUCGCCCCAGAGCUGCAGAGUGCCCGCGCUGCGCCCGCCUGCCGCUCUCCCCGCUCUCCCCGCCCUCCCCGCCUGCAUCCGGCCGCCCAGGGGCUUGCAGACGCUGCUGGCGGCUCUCGGGCUCCAGGAGGGCGGACCGCAGGGCCUCGGUCGCGGGAGCUGAGGGCCUGGGAGGCCAGUUCUCCGGGGCGCCCGGGGCAGCCUCGCCGCCGGCCCUCCUCACUGGAAGGAGACGCUGCGGAGCAGAGCGGUGCUUUUUCUGCAGUUUGCGGGGACCUGCUGGGGCCUGAGCUCUCUAGUCGGCCAGUCCCGGAGGGGCAGCAUCGUGGUGGACUCUGCCCCUUCCAGGUGGCUCCCAGGAAGGCAGGGGGGGACUGCGUCCCUGUCGUCGUCCCUCCCAGACGAGAGGAAAGACUCCUGUUGGGCAAAACUUCGAUUUCCCUGUGCGUCUAACUCUGGGAGUGUGCAAGAUCUGCCAAAGCAUAGAGGGUUUCAUUUUUCACUUGCUGGUGUUUGAGGAAAACUGCAAGGAUUGAGUGGUAAGAGGAGGAAGCUUAUCAACUUCGGGAGUGGGAACCUCUUCUUGGAAGUGACAAGUAGCCUCAGACCUACGGUUCCUGGGCCAGUGACGUCGUCCUUUGCUCGGACACUCUGAAGGGGCUGGACGCUGCCACAUGACCCACACCAAAGACCCCAGGAGAGCCAUGGAAUCCACGCUGGCGCCAUCCAGUUCUGCCACGGGCCCGGUCACCUUCUCCCACGUCUUUGGUCAGCAGUGCCAGCUCAUGGAAGCAGCUGUGCAGUCACUGCACACCCUAAAUGACCAGAUAUCCCAUUUUAUUGUCACCAAGUCGAAGGCACUGGAAGAAGACAAAGACCCCUUUCUACCCACUGAGAAAGAGACUCUGAAGAGUUCCAUGAUCCUGAUGAGGCACCUCUUAAUGGAUGCUCAGGCCAAAAUCCUGAGCAUGAUGGAAGACAAUAAGCAGCUCGCGCUCCGCAUCGAUGGGGCGGUCCAGUCGGCCAGCCAGGAGGUGACCAACCUGCGAGCCGAACUCACGGCCACCAACCGGAGACUGGCGGAACUGAGCGGCGGCGGCGGCCCGGGCCCGGGCCCGGGAGCAGCGGCCAGCGCCUCGGUGGCGGCGGACCCGGCGGCGGCGAACAUGGAGAACCACCAGCACGGCGCGCAAGUGCUCCUGCGGGAAGAAGUGUCUCGACUCCAGGAGGAAGUCCACCUUCUCCGCCAGAUGAAGGAGAUGUUGACGAAGGACCUGGAGGAGUCCCAGGGCGGCAAGUCCUCCGAGGUCCUCUCGGCCACCGAGCUCAGGGUCCAGCUGGCCCAGAAGGAGCAGGAGUUAGCCAGAGCCAAAGAAGCCUUGCAGGCCAUGAAGGCCGACCGGAAGCGCCUGAAGGGCGAGAAGACGGACCUGGUGAGCCAGAUGCAGCAGCUGUACGCCACGCUGGAGAGCCGCGAGGAUCAACUGCGCGACUUCAUCCGCAACUAUGAGCAGCACCGCAAGGAGAGCGAGGAUGCCGUCAAAGCCCUGGCUAAGGAGAAGGACCUGCUGGAGCGCGAGAAGUGGGAGCUGCGGCGCCAAGCCAAGGAGGCCACGGACCAUGCCACGGCGCUGCGCUCCCAGCUGGACCUCAAGGACAACCGGAUGAAGGAGCUGGAGGCCGAGCUGGCCAUGGCCAAGCAGUCCUUAGCUACGCUGACCAAGGACGUCCCCAAGCGGCAUUCACUCGCCAUGCCCGGGGAGACGGUGCUCAACGGCAACCAGGAGUGGGUGGUGCAGGCCGACCUCCCGCUGACCGCGGCCAUCCGGCAGAGCCAGCAAACUCUGUACCACUCACACCCCCCCCACCCUGCAGACCGGCAAGCGGUCAGGGUGAGCCCCUGCCACUCCCGGCAGCCCUCUGUCAUCUCCGAUGCGUCUGCCGCCGAAGGAGACCGGUCAUCCACGCCCAGCGACAUCAACUCCCCUCGACACCGGACACACUCCCUCUGCAACGGCGACAGUCCCGGCCCAGUACAGAAGAACCUGCACAACCCCAUUGUACAGUCACUAGAGGAUCUUGAAGACCAAAAACGGAAAAAGAAGAAAGAGAAGAUGGGAUUCGGCUCCAUCUCGCGCGUCUUCGCCAGAGGGAAGCAGCGGAAGUCCCUCGACCCCGGCCUCUUUGAUGAUUCCGACAGCCAGUGCAGCCCCACGCGGCAGAGCCUCAGCCUGUCGGAGGGCGAGGAGCAGAUGGACCGGCUGCAGCAGGUGGAGCUGGUCAGGACCACCCCCAUGUCCCACUGGAAGGCUGGCACCGUCCAGGCCUGGCUGGAGGUGGUCAUGGCCAUGCCCAUGUACGUCAAGGCCUGUGCAGAGAACGUGAAGAGCGGGAAGGUGCUGCUGAGCCUGAGUGACGAGGACCUGGAGCUGGGUCUGGGCGUGUGCAGCUCCCUGCACCGACGCAAGCUCCGGCUGGCCAUCGAGGACUACCGCGACGCCGAGGCGGGCAGGAGCCUGUCCAAAGCCGCUGACCUGGACCAUCACUGGGUGGCCAAGGCCUGGCUGAAUGACAUCGGGCUGUCCCAGUACUCUCAGGCCUUCCAAAACCACCUGGUUGACGGGCGAAUGCUGCACUCCCUGAUGAAGCGGGACCUGGAGAAGCACCUGAAUGUGUCCAAGAAGUUCCACCAGGUCAGCAUCCUGCUGGGGAUCGAGCUGCUGUACCAAGUGAACUUCAGCAGGGAGGCCCUCCAGGAGCGCCGCGCCCGCUGCGAGACACAGAACAUAGACCCCGUGGUCUGGACCAACCAGCGGGUGCUCAAGUGGGUGCGGGACAUUGACCUGAAGGAGUACGCGGACAACCUGACCAACAGUGGCAUCCAUGGUGCUGUGUUGGUGCUGGAACCCACGUUCAACGCCGAGGCCAUGGCUACUGCCCUGGGCAUCCCCAGCGGGAAGCACAUUCUCCGGAGACACCUGGCAGAGGAGAUGAGUGCCAUCUUCCACCCAGCCAACUCCUCAGGCAUCCGGGAGGCUGAGCGUUUCGGAACACCCCCAGGGAGGGCCUCCAGCAUCACCCGGGCGGGGAAGGAGGAGAACAGCGGUGGUAUCAAGUACAAGGCUGGCCGGCUGCCCCUGGGGAAGAUAGGAAGGGGCUUCAGCAGCAAAGACCCCGAUUUUCAUGACGACUAUGGCUCCCUUCAAAAUGAAGACUGUGGAGACGAUGAUCCCCAGGGCAGGCCAGAGCAGUGCCGUCCAGAAGGCUACAAUGGCCUCGAGGUCACCAAUGUGUAAGGAGUGGACGCCCCACCAGACCCAGCACGGACACACCCGCCGAGGAUGAGUAGCCAGAUGCUACCACCACUGUACAUAGAGACCCCGCGGGCCGAGGAUGCUCCCCUGCCCCCGGGCAAAACCCCAGCAGACUACUGCAGUUUCAGAUGGGGGCUCCAGGGAACAAGGAGGCACGAGCCUGCCUGACUCGAGCUGGUUGUGCACCUUCCUGCUCAGUGGAAGGACCUGUCAGCCCAGCCUCUCUGUCACCUGGGCUCCCCCUCAGAGUGACUGUCAGCCACUGAGCAGUCCAGGCGGUCCCUGGAGCCUUGAACUGAGCUGCCAAGGUGGGAGGAGGCCGGCGGUUCCCCCAAACACCGUCCCAGAAGGAGCAGGCGGGACUCCAACCAGACACAUGGUGCUGGGAGCCAGCAAAGCCUGAGGCUGACCAGUGGGCCCUUCUGGCCAGCCCGGUGGAGCUCUUGGCUCCGGCACCCAUGCUCCCCAUGACUGAGAACUCCGGUUCUGACUUGGGUCACUGAAUCUCUCUUGGGAGAAUGCACAAUGGGACGGUCAUUCCCUGCUACCCUAAAAGCUGUGUGUCGCAUGGGGCUGGACAUUUAGAAAAGCUAUUUGCCUUCUCCUCCCAUGAGUGGCUGCACUGGGCCGAGGCAGGUGGAUGAUCCAGGCAGGGGCGGGGCUUAGCAGUGACAUUUCCAGGAAAUGCAGAUUUCCUGUCGUCAGGAUAAAGGAUAUCCUGAGGAUAGGAGCGGGGAUGAUGGACUUAAGUCAGCGACAACCAAGAGUGACAGUGGGUUUGGGACUGGAAGCAGGGAAAUACUUGUCAUUGUUGACCCAACAGACGUUUGUUGUGAUGUCUCGGUCACCUGAAACAGGUGUUGAUGUGCCCUCAUUGAGGUGAAUCUUGCAGAGCAAAGUCAUCAAGGUGGUGGAGAGAACCCCCCAGCCCUUUUCCUGACUCUGCCACUGUUCUGCUAUGUGGUUUCUUCCCAGUGGCCUCACCUCUCUGUGCCUCAACGUCUUCAUCUACAAAACUCCUGGUUCCCUCCCAGGGACGCUGUGAGAAUUAACACUUGCUAACGUCUAUAACACACUUCGUAACCUCUCAGGAGACAGGUGGGAAGGUAUGGGGACAGAAGGAAGCAUCCGAUUUCCCAUUUACAACACAGAACUGACAUUGAAAUAGUCCUCUGCAGCUGUGUUCUGGUUGGGGCCACGUGCAAAAGGAGGACAAGGAAUGCCUAACGUUCAGACUCUCUAGAGCCCCCAGUAAGGCUUGACCAAAGAGAGAGAGAAAAAAGUCCACGUACACCGUCCUGGAAAAUUGUUCCAGUCGAUGUGUUCAGGAUUGAGUCUGUUGACCUCGGUGCUGAGUGAUGAUUUGGGCGGGAUGAAAUGCAUUGGGGUUCUACGGACACUUGGAUUAUCAGAGAGAAUCUUUUGUUGGGACCACAACAUUGAAGCCAUUCGCCCAAGAGUCAGUGAGAGGUCUGAAUUUCCAAGACUUGAACAGGUUUAAGUGUCAGCCUCCGAGAACCGUCAAAGCACAUGUUCUUCAACCCAAUGAACUGUUUCCCCUCAUAGGAAAAGCCUAAACUGAGGCCUGAUGAACUUGAGAAGGAUUCCUCCCCGACGCUGAAGACCAUGGUUUUCUUUCUGACCUUAGGAUAAGCACAGAUUUUCUUGCCCCUGGAAACCAAGCGCCUGGAUGGUGGACAGGUGGAUGGCCCCCUUUCGUCUGACUAUUUAGCCUCCUAGGGUCACAUCUCCAAUUCCAGGGCCUGAGGGAGAAGCUCUGGUAUCUAACAUGACUUUGCUGAGGUUCCAAACCCCAGGAUCUUAAUGACAUGCAGCCACACAUGGGGCCUGAAGAGGCAGAGCCCACAGCCUGGAGGAGGGCUCCCCUCUAACCUGAUGCCACAGGUCCCUCCCAAGCCAGCAUCCAGGCUGGGUGACCUGGGACCCCAGGAUCUGCCUCUUGGGAAGCAGCAAACCAGGCGGGAAAUUAUUCCCACAGGGUGAGGAAGGAUGGCACAAGGGGGGGCCACAUGCAGCUCUGAUUAUUUAAAGCCAACAUUUGUCAGAAAUGAAGCUGGCACUUCCCCCCUCAUUCAUUCCCACUGGGGAUAAGAUGGGCAAGUGGACAAUUUGGGGGGUUACUGACAGGGAUGGCAUUGCCCCCCAAAUUCGCAGCAUUAGGCCAGCAGGCCUGGGGCAAUGUGGACAAUGUCGAAAGCACCUUUCAGUCCAAAUGAUACCCUAAGGCACAUUCUCUCCCACCCGAUGCUCCUACCCUUGGCAGCCCCCUGAGUGUUUGGAACUGGCUUUUCAACAUGAGGAUAGGUUGGUUGAUAUAUUAACAACCUCCACAUAAGAGUCAGAUCAGGUGAGCUUUGUCUGCUGAAAAAGAUCCCAGAUGUCAGCCCUGCUUCAAGGGUGGGCAAGAAGAGCAGGGGUGCAGAGGAACUUAGCGGAGAGAUUCUGGUAGCGAGCUGACCAAGGCCGGCGGAGUGGCAGCCUACAGAACAGUGACCUGCCAUGUCCUGUCCAAAGGGCCCGAGUUGUAGUCUUGGGCCUUAAAGGGUGAUAGGACUUCCAGACCUGGGAAAGCAUGAACGUGCUUCCUUGGAGAGGUGUCCUCUGCGCCCGUGGGUGCUAGCCCCUUAAGACGAGGUAGUUGGUGCCAGAGGUUGGAGAGAACCCCAGUAGGCAGAGACACCCCGUAUUUCUCCAAGAAGCUGGGGGCCAGAGCCCUCAGAAGGCACCUGCCCAGCAGACUCUCGGCUUUCUGACCCCAGACCCCUCUGAAAGGCCCCUUUGUCAUUAGCGGCGGCGCAAAGCUUCUCUCCUAGAAAUCUGUCUGUCUGUCACCAGGGCCCCAGGCUAUAGGAGGCAGGAAGAAGCCACAUGAAAACCUGGAGCAGAUGCGGGAGAAGGGAAGGGGCCUCCGCACAACCCAGCCGGCAUGGCAGGGGGGCGGGGGGGGGCCUCAGAACAGUGACCCCACAUCUUGAGGUCAUCGAGCAGGGCUGCAUGUGGCAGAACGGGAAGAUCUGGCAGGACGAGACUUCGGUGUCCGCUGUGGGGGCACCUGGAGCCCUCUGUUCCUCCAAGCCUAGCCCGCCCCACUUCCCGUCAAAACCCGUCCGUGCGGGCACCAUCUCCUCCAGGCUCUGGCGGGCUCCCGGCAGUGGCCCGGCGAGGAACAGAAAGCCUGGGGACACAGCAACUUCCGAAGCCAGCAUUAUUACCAACAGCUGCCUGGCAAGAAGAAUCUCCCAACACAGAGACAGCUUGUGGUUACAAAGGGAACAAGGUUAUCCAGGAGCAGAGGUGAUGUCCCUGGCCUUUCGGUUGCUAGUCACAGCCCCGUGUCUUCCCUGGAGUAAAUUUUAACACUGUAACAAUAAAUACUACUGCACAGCGCUCUACUGA